Nicotiana attenuata is the source of this 777-nucleotide messenger RNA. RefSeq lists its product as uncharacterized. NCBI's taxonomy places the organism in Eukaryota, Viridiplantae, Streptophyta, Magnoliopsida, Solanales, Solanaceae. The record is from RefSeq and is a predicted model, not a curated record. The transcript has 2 exons. Bases 1 to 777 code for a protein of 258 amino acids.
AUGGUAGAUGACAGGAACGACGCGUGCAUUAUCCAUCCCCGAGUGCUUACCCAAAUGAAACUCAAGGAUAAGAUAGUACUGCGCUGCAUUACGCUAACUGUUUUUAGCAAUGCAGUUGAGCGUACAUCAGGGGAAAUUACACUCCCUGUUUUGGCCGGUGGCGUAAAUCUGGAAACAAAAUUCCACAUCAUGGACCAAGACAUCGCGUACAAUGCUAUAGUGGGACGACCGUGGAUACAUCCCAUGAAAGUCGUCCCCUCCAGCUUAUACCAAGUCAUCAAAUUCCCAACUUCAUGGGGAAUAUUCAGCAUACUAGGAGAACAACGUACAUCCCGGGAGUGCUACCGCAUUGCCUUAGACAACACAACCACCCAACAAAGAAAGGACAAAGAAAAAGAGGCUUUGCAAUCAGCAGGGUCGAGCCAUGCAGAUAUGCCAGGAAUCCCAAAGGAAACCGCCACGCACAAAUUAAACAUUGACCCGUUCCACCCCCUAAUGAGGCGGUUCAGGCAUAAAUUCAACUCUUCCAUUAAUGAUGCAGUGUGCGAUGAAGUGGAAAAACUGUUAGAAAAUGGUUCCAUCAUGGAAUCGAAGUACCCUAAGUGGAUCACCAACAUGGUCAUGGUUAAAAAGAAGAAUCGGAAAUGGCGGAUGUGCAUAGAUUUUAUAGAUUUGGACAAAGCAUGCCCAAAGAAUUCGUUCCCGUUGCCUCGCAUCGACGAACUCAUCGAAGCAAUGGCCGGGCAUGAGCUACUAAGUUUCUUGGAAGCUUACUAA